AUGGACAUUCGCGACAUGUUUGCCGCCAGCGGGUUCCUAAGCUACGGCUUGUGGCACCCCCUGGACUCUCUCUCAAGCGUCGGCCCGACACUCAACGAGGCCACCUUCGGCCUCCUCGGUCCCUCCUUCAACCCCGAUCGCGACAUCCCUAGCUUAGAAGGCAAGGUGAUCUUGCUCACAGGAGGAAAUGCGGGAAUCGGCAAAGAAACCAUCCGCCAGCUCUCCAAGCACAACCCAGCCCGAAUCUAUCUCGCCGCGCGCACAGAAAGCAAAGCCCGCGUAGCGAUCGAAUCCAUCCAGAAAGAACUUUCCUCCCCAGCCGAUAUUCGUUACCUCCCACUAGACCUAUGUUCCUUUAAAUCUAUCCGCACGGCCGCGGCCCAGUUCCAGGCCGACAGCGACCGGCUAGACAUCCUCAUUCUCAAUGCAGGCACAAUGGGCAACCCGGCGACGAGAACAGAAGAGGGAUUCGAGGUGCAACUAGGUACGAACCAUGUGGGUCAUUUUUUGCUCACGAAGCUACUUCUUCCUACGCUGCAGGAGACUGUUGCGCGGGAUCGCGCUCAAGGCGUCACGCCUGAUGUUCGCGUUCUGAGCUUGGCGUCUGUCGCACAUGUGCUUAGCCCGACCUCAUUUGAAGGGAUUACUUCUACCGAAUCACUUUUGGCGGGCAGUACAUGGUACCGAUAUGGUGCGUCUAAAGCUGCGAAUAUCUUCUUUGCAAAGGAACUUGCGAGAAGGUAUCCGGAGAUUAUGUCGGUUGCUGUGCAUCCCGGUGCUGUCAACAGUGAGUUAUAUGGGCAUACUAAGGCUCUUGGCUCAUCUGUGAAGCAUGCUGUAGGGAUGGUUGUGGGUCUUUUCUUUAGGAGUACUCCCACUGGUGCUUUCAACUCCUUGUGGGCUGCUACUACUGCUAAAGAGAACUUGGUUAACGGCGCAUAUUACAUUCCUGUUGGAAAUCGCUGCGCGGGUACUGCUUUUGUUCAAAGUCCGGAUAUCCCUGAGAAGCUUUGGGACUGGACUGAGGCGCAGAUUUCCAAGUGCGGCUAA
Molecule: messenger RNA, 1050 nt
Organism: Penicillium longicatenatum
Lineage: Eukaryota; Fungi; Ascomycota; Eurotiomycetes; Eurotiales; Aspergillaceae
Product: putative short-chain dehydrogenase/reductase family protein
Exons: 2
Coding region: 1-1050 (349 amino acids)
Source: RefSeq, a predicted model, not a curated record